Zygosaccharomyces rouxii is the source of this 1341-nucleotide messenger RNA. RefSeq names its product GTPase-activating protein AGE1 (gene AGE1). The record is from RefSeq and is a predicted model, not a curated record. Gene Ontology annotation, molecular function: GTPase activator activity. Lineage: Eukaryota; Fungi; Ascomycota; Saccharomycetes; Saccharomycetales; Saccharomycetaceae. The transcript has a single exon. The coding region runs from base 1 to 1341 and encodes 446 amino acids. Gene Ontology annotation, cellular component: trans-Golgi network; endosome. Gene Ontology annotation, biological process: intra-Golgi vesicle-mediated transport.
AUGCGAAGACUUCGUGAGGGUCUUCUUCAAGUAAGAAAUCAUCACAAGUCUGACGACGGAUUCCAGCUGCAAUUGUGUUCCCUUGGUGAACAUGAAUUUAGAAUUGGUGGAAAUUCCGUUGUCAUGGAAAAUGCACAUAUUAGAAAGACAACUUCGAGAACAUUAGACGUUGAAGACUACGACAUGCAUUCAAGGUUCACGCUACAAUUGCCAACUGAAAAGGAGUUGAAUUCAUGGCUUGAUGAGCUAAAGAGAGUGGCUGGAUCCACUUUUACAAAUAAGAAGGCUACUGUACCGAAUAAGAGACCAGCACCAAUACAUCGAUCAAUGACACUUACAGCGCUAAACGGUGGUAAUAAUAACAGUAGAGAAAAAAGAAAUUCGGUUAUGAAUGAAACUCCGGUGGUUGGAGGCAACAGUAAGCCAAUAACUUUGGUGGAAUUAGUGAGAAAACAGAAUUGUUCGAAUUGCAACUGUUGUGAAUGUAAUAGUAAUCAGUCAGUGGAAUGGAUUUCAGUAAAUCUGUUGUGUGUCGUUUGUAUUAAAUGCUCGGGGGUUCAUCGGUCAUUAGGUUCACACAUUUCAAAAAUAAGAUCACUGACAUUGGAUAAUUUUACGUCGCCUGAAGUCUUACAUUUGUUACGAUAUAAAGUUUCCAAUGCGAACGUGAACAGUGUUUAUGAAUCGAACUUACCAGUUGGUAGCAAGAUAAAACCCUUUGCAUCUGACGUGGAAAGAUCGCAAUUUAUCACGGAGAAGUAUAAAAAUAAGGCUUGGGUUGAUGACAUUACUACAGAUAUCAAUCAGUCCUUCAAAGAGUUGAUUAAAGCGAUCCAUUUGAACAGCAUUUACAUGUUACAAAGAUGUUUGGCCCAAUCGAAACUUGGGUUAAGGGAAAUCGUUCAAAGAAAAACACCGCCUGAUGAGGAACUGCCAACAAUUUUCCAGUACUCACUGAAGCAUCAUGACAUGGUUCAUGGUCGUCCUCUGUAUUAUAUUACUGAAUUUCUGCUGUUAAAUGGGUUACCGGUUGACGAGAUCCCGUUAGAUUGUUUAAAUUCAGAUCAUCCAAUGUAUAGAUAUUGGAAGAAAAGAUUCGAAACUUACGGAACUUACCACUGGAGUCCGCAAGGUAAAAGUGUUGGUAGAACUAAUAGUGGUAUAACUUCCAUUUCAUCUUCAAAUUCGAUUUCGUCUAAUGAUAAAAAUGCAAAUAACAAAAGAUGGAGUUUAAAUGCAAUGCCAACGACAGCUCAAGUUAUUAUGGCACCUACGAAUCUAUUGACGGUGCAUAAAUCCUUGAGACUAUCAAGGAGAGGUCAUAGUAGUGGGAAUAAUUGA